Messenger RNA from Botrytis sinoallii, 2620 nucleotides. RefSeq lists its product as uncharacterized. Gene Ontology annotation, biological process: transmembrane transport. The record is from RefSeq and is a predicted model, not a curated record. The transcript has 6 exons. Lineage: Eukaryota; Fungi; Ascomycota; Leotiomycetes; Helotiales; Sclerotiniaceae. Gene Ontology annotation, molecular function: oligopeptide transmembrane transporter activity. Bases 1 to 2418 code for a protein of 805 amino acids.
AUGGCUGGAGUUUUCAAGAGAUUCCGAGCUCGGGAUCCUGUUGUUCCAGGCAGUAUUCCUUCACAGGAUGACUCUAUUGCAGAAUCACGUACUCCACCAGAUACCAUCGGAAGGGCAGAAGAGAAGGAUGACGCGGUGUCAACUGCUCGUGACAUACAAGAGGCAGAAACGAAUCGCAAAUUGACCGCAUUCGAGCAACUUCACAGAUGGGAUCCAAACCUAGGCCAAGAUCAACUAGAAGAAAUCGAUGACGCCAUCAAUAGGCGAGACGGUAAUGCUGAAGGAAGAAUCUAUGAUGAGGUCUUUGAGAACUCGCCAUAUCCUGAGGUUCGUGCAGCGGUUAGGAAUUAUGACGAAGAUCUUCCAUGUAACACGAUUCGAGCAUGGGUAAUCGGACUCGUUCUCAAUACCAUUGCAUCUGGUCUGAACUCUCUUUUUUCACUCCGAGCUCCUUCUUUGACAAUCACGUCCAUCGUCGUACAAAUGGUCGCAUAUCCUCUGGGGGUAGGCUGGACAAUGAUCUUUCCAGACCGGACCUACAGCACCUUUGGAGUAAAGUGGAAUCUUAGUCCAGGGAAAUUCAACAUGAAGGAACAUGGUCUCAUUGUAAUCAUGGCCAAUGCCGCAUUUGGUCAAGGGGUGGCAUAUUUUACUGAUACACUGACUGCCCAAAGAGGAUUCUAUGGACAAAACUUUGGUUGGGGCUUUAACAUCCUACUUGCACUCUCCACACAAUGUAUUGGGUUUGGGAUUGCAGGUAUGAUGCGGAAGUUUCUAGUUGAGCCCGCUUCUAUGAUCUGGCCGCAGAAUCUCGUUAGCACUUCUUUCAUUUAUGCCUUACAUGACCAUAGCAAAACAGAUCCUGCUAAGUCGAAUGGUUGGUCCAUAGCUAGAUAUAGAUAUUUCUUCUAUGUCUUUAUUGGAUCUUUUGUCUGGUAUUGGUUUCCAGGCUAUAUCGCACAGUUUUUGAGCGUUUUUUUCUUUUGUUACGUGGAUUCGACCGAACAAUGUUGUUCUCAAUCAGGAUACAACCUCCAGUCCCCACUCAUUCCACCUUGGUUUGCCAUUGCUAACACGGCUAUUGGUACUGUCUUUUGGUUCAUGAUUGUGACGGCUGGGAUUCAUUUCUCAGGACACUGGUAUGCUGAAUGGUUACCUAUUUCUGAUUCGAACAGUUAUGAUAAUACUGGUAAACAUUACAAUGUUACCAAGAUUCUAACUCCAGAGUACACACUUGAUAUUGAGAAGUAUAAGGAAUAUUCACCCUUAUUUCUUUCGACUACCUUCAGCCUGUCGUAUGGUCUUUCUUUCGCUGCUAUUGCUGCAGUAAUAUUCCAUACUAUCUUGUUUCAUGGUAAAGAGAUCUGGAUACUCGCUCGUGCUAUCCGCGGAAGCCUAGACGAUAACCAUACCAAAAUGAUGCGCAAAUAUAAACCCGUGCCCGGAUGGUGGUAUAUCGUCUUCUUCCUCGUGAUGAUGGCUAUGGCCCUUGCAGCUGUGUGCGCAUAUCCUACGCAUUUGACAUGGUGGGCAUUAAUCAUCGCACUCAUAAUUUCUAUGGUUUGGACCAUACCAAUUGGUAUAAUCUAUGCGACAACCAAUAUACAUCUCGGUCUCAAUGUCUUCACUGAAUAUAUACUAGGAUAUAUGCUUCCUGGUCGUCCAAUUGCUCUCAUGCUGUUCAAAACAUACGGAUACAUUACUAUGAAUCAAGCACAUGCUUUCUUAUCCGAUCUGAAACUCGCUCAUUACCUCAAGAUCCCUCAGAGACCAGUCUUUUGGGGCCAAUUGGUAGCAACGAUUUGGAGUUGCUUUGUUCAAUUGGGUGUUUUGGAGUGGGCGUUGGGUCAUAUUGAAGGUAUAUGCACCAGCGACCAGAAGAAUAAUUUUACCUGCCCUGGUCCGAGAGUCUUCUUUAACGCUAGCGUAAUCUUUGGAUUGAUUGGUCCUCAACGCAUCUUUAGCUCUGGAGCUAUCUAUGGCUCUCUCCAGUAUUUCUGGCUAGCAGGUGCACUUCUUCCCUUCAUCAUAUAUUUCCUCGCACGAGCUUUCCCGAAGUCGAAAGUACGAUUUUUCAGCGCCCCGAUAUUCUUCGGUGGUAUGUCAGAACUACCACCUGCUACACCACUAAACUACUUAAGUUGGUGUCUGUAUGGUUUCAUCUUUCAGAAAUAUAUCAAGAAUCGAUGGAGAGGAUGGUGGAUGCGGUUCAAUUAUAUCACGAGUGCGGGGCUAGAUGCUGGAUUGGCGAUCUGCACGAUUGUUAUUAUCGCAGCUUUGAAUUUGACGGGAACGGGAUUUCCUGAUUGGUGGGGAAAUAGCUCACCAAGGAAUACAAUGGACUAUCUUGAGACAGCAGUGCAGAGAAAGGUGGGCACUGGGGAGAUUUUUGGGCCACCAAAAGGAACCUGGGGAUAGAAGAAGUGCUUGUGUAUUCCUCGCAAUGGCCUCAGAUUUCGGAUGCAUCAUAUGGUAACCCGAGUUGACAGGAUGGAAACUACAAGUGGAGAAACUUAAUCUGGUGUGUUGACGAAUAUUGAUACACUACCUAAAAAGUCAACGAAGAAUAGGAAUACUUGUUUAUAAUAAAGACUUAGUCUAAUUGUUUAAUGCAAACAGA